CACAUUACACUUCCUCACAGGACCGGCCGUGGAGAGAGAGAGAGGUGGAGAGAGAGAGAGAUAGAGACGGUGUCCCUAAAUAAACCUCGCCGACUCCCCGCAUCUUAUAGGCAUCGCCGUCCUGUCAGAAACCCGUCGGUAUGACUUGACAGAGAAAACGUGCACGAUAGGUGGUAUGUCCCUGAACGCCGCACGGUCAGUUCCGUGCUACGUAUACGGAGGUUUGUGUUGUGGUUCUCGGGGGCCAUAGAGGGCGGUUGAGGGGGAGAACAUCCGGACACACGCAGGGACUGGCUCAGCGGAAGUGAAGAAAUCAAUGCAAUGCUGCUUCUCAGACGCUGCCACAGCCUGACUCGAUUUGGCCCUGUCAGCAUUCAAAGGCAUCCGGUGGCCCCUGCUGUGGCAUCAUGCGCGGCCCGUCUCCGGAGCAACAGCAGUGGUGACGACCAGAGGUCGUACCAGCGCGCCCACAGUCCCAGAUGGAGACAUGGCCUGGCUGGACUGCUCGCGGGUACAGGGACUGUACUGGCUUAUGGCCUCCACAAGCACAAGGCUGAGCAGGUGGACACCAUCAGAACUCCGACCUUAGAGACGACCCUACCUUUUCCCAUCUUCAGCCAGGAAGAGGUCACAAAGCACCGCUCCCUGGAGGAUGGCGUGUGGGUCACUUACCAAGGCGGCGUCUAUGACAUCACUGAGUUUGUGGCCAGGCAUCCCGGUGGGAAUAAAAUCAUGCUGGCGGCAGGUGGUGCAAUUGAACCCUUCUGGGCGCUGUAUGCUGUGCACAACCAAGAACACGUUUUGGAAAUGCUCUCAGAAUAUAAGGUCGGUGAGCUGAGUGCAGAGGACCGGAAGAAGCAACAGGCUGUGAAAUCAUCUGACCCCUACUCCUCCGAUCCAGAGCGUCACCCGGUCCUGCACAUCAACAACCUGAAGCCCUUCAAUGCUGAGCCACCUCCCGAAAUCCUCUCUGACAGCUACAUCACCCCCUCGGCUUUCUUCUUCAAAAGAAACCACCUCCCAGUUCCUCCGGUGGACCCGGCAUCCUACCAGCUCCAUGUGGAGGGACUUCCAGGGGGAGCUCUGACGCUGUCUUUAGAAGACUUGAAGACUAAAUUCCCCAAACACACGGUCACUGCCACUCUGCAGUGUGCAGGUAACCGCCGUUCUGAGAUGAACACGGUAAAGCAGGUCAAAGGACUAAACUGGGGCAUUGCUGCGAUAAGUAACGCCACAUGGAGCGGCGCUAACCUCAGGGAUGUGCUGAUGGCAGCUGGCUACGGGCCAGAUGUGGCCCAGUGGGCUCGCCACGUUCAGUUUGAGGGGCUGGACCAUGAUGUGACAGGCUCGACCUAUGGUGCUUCUAUCCCUCUGAACAAGGCGGUUAGUGAGGAAGGCGAUGUGCUGCUGGCUUAUGAAAUGAAUGGCAAGGAGCUUCCUGCCGACCACGGCUUCCCUGUCCGUGUUGUGGUGCCGGGCACAGUGGGUGCACGGAAUGUUAAAUGGCUUGGGAAGAUCAUUGUGAGCUCAGAAGAGAGCAGCAGCCACUGGCAGCAGAACGACUACAAGGGUUUCUCCCCCGGGACCGACUGGGACACAGUGGACUUCAAAUCUGCACCAGCCAUUCAAGAGCUGCCCAUUCAGUCUGCCAUCACCACACCGGCCGACGGUGCUGUGGUCGAUCGGUCGGAGGAAGAGGUGGUUGUUAAGGGCUACGCCUGGAGUGGUGGGGGUAGAGAGGUGGUACGUGUGGAUGUUUCUCUAGACGGAGGAAAGACGUGGCAAGUGGCCCCACUGAGGACCAGUGACAAGGGACAAGCAGCCGAACCCUCACCUCCACCGGGACGAGCCUGGGCCUGGAAGCUUUGGGAGGUGACGGCUCCUCUUCCGCCUGGAGCUCAGGAACUUGAGAUAGUUUGCAAGGCAGUUGACAACAGCUACAACAUGCAGCCGGACACGGUGCCUCCCAUCUGGAACCUGAGGGGCGUCCUGAGUAACGCCUGGCACAGAGUGAAGGUGAAGAUCAGAGAGGAUGAGGAGGAAUAGACUCACUUCACAUUCUGGUUGCAAACUUAAAUCUGAUAUUUAGACUCAGAAGGAAAAUCAAUGAAGGAAAAAAGAGCAGAUUCACAGAGACCAAGCGCUCACAAUAUUUUAACGUUUUUCAGCUAAUACAGUCGAAUGUUUUCAGUCUUGAAUUUUUAUGCAGUCACAGUUUCCUGAAGGACUUGAAUGGUUUUCAGCAGAACAAACCAUAAACUAAGUUAAAGGUUAUAAAUAACCAGCAGAAGAGUUUUUAUCAAGUAACCACUUUAAUGAAUUUGUGAGUCUGUAAUAUUUAUAGAAAAGAAAUUUACUUUUGUAAACUCCAUCAUCUUCUUAACAUAGAGUUAUUGUAAAUACUAUAUUAAAAGAGUCCAUCUGUGUUAUGUAUAACAAUACAUAAUGAAAAAGUUUGGAUAACACCUUUGGAUCUAGUAGUACUUAGCUUACUGUAGUAAAGUUUUGAGCCUAAUAUUGUGUCAUCUUUUAAAUGAAGGCUACUAAAGAUGUUGUUUUUUUUUUUAGAGAGAACCGUUUACUUGGUGCAGACUGAUGUAGGAAGCUUUAAAACAGCGGUAGCUGUUCCUUAUCUGCAACUGUGACCUUGUUGAUAACCUUUGCAACAGAUCAUGUUUGAGUCAGUGAUUCACCGGAAGAACUACGAGAGGCUGAGAAAUCUACUUCUGCUCUCGUUAAGUAAAUAACAGGUGAACUGUGACAUUUCAGUUCACCCCCCACUGUCUCCAGAUGCCACUGUGAAGACUGAGGCAGAGUUUUGUAGCUUGUGGACAUUUCUGAAGCCCAGUUGAGACUUGAUGGUAAAACAAUGAUUUGGAUCAAAGUGUUGGUACCUUACAAGGAGACAGACAAAACAGAGGAAUGUACCACGAAGCAGUAUUUGCAGUCAGAGAGGAAACCAUAGGUAUAAUUCUGGAUUUUCCGUCUCACAUUAGUGGCUCGUUUCGUAAAACCAGUCCACAGUCCAACUCCUGAUCAAUCAGAUCAAUAGAUCCACCACCGUUCCUACAGGAUCCUUAAAGGGACAAACGAGUGUUUCUUUUCUAUUCAAGUUAUGCGAACAUGUUUAUAUUCCACCUGGUUGAACUUCACUAUCUGCUUUAAACAAAUUGACCUGCCGGUAUCUGUGUUACUCCUCAUAUCUUAUCUUGUUUUAUUUAUGGCUCUGAUAAUGUUGCCAGUACUUUAACAAUGAGUCUGGGUGUCUUGUUCUGGUAGGAGUAGGGAAGGUCUGUACAUCUCUAUGUUGGGGGCUUGUUGCCUUGGACUUCUCAAUCAUCUGAAAUAAUUUAAUGAAGAUUAAAAACCUAAUUUAACAUAUUGUAUUGAGACCAGGAAGCUGAAGAUUGUUUAUACAUUAAUGUACCAAAAUCAUGGUGCAUUUUUCUGGAUUUUAUUUUUGCCUUUGAUACCAAUGUAAAUUCAAAUGGUAAAACUACUUUUACAUAAUGAUUCUUAAAUGUGGCAACAUAAUAAACAGGAUAUAAAGUGACUCAGAAGCAUCUUGUGAAAUGAUGUUGCAGCUGGCAGGAAGCUGACGGGGUGACAGAAGGGACAGAAGUUUAUAGUAAAAGAUUCAAAACUACAGUAAUUUGAGUAGCAGGGAUAGUUCAGGUAGAUUUUUCCAACAAUAUAAAAACUCUGAAUUAAAGCUACAGUCCAUAAGUCACGUAUCUUAAUGAAUUGGGAGGGAGGAAGUUGUCAUGGCGAUGCCUACCCCGACCCUUUGUCCUGAGAAGAGAUUUAAUAGCUUCAUGUUCUUAUUUAAGUGGUUCCAUGCCUGAUAAAUGCAGAAGGACUUAUUGGUUUACCUCAAAAUGGGAAGUUUACUGCUGUUUUUCUUUCUGAUCUGUCUUUGACUCAUACAUGACUAGAAUUGUGGUCAGCAGAAAAACCUUUUGAUAUAGUCGUUCGAACUGGGGAAUUCUGUUGAUGAAAACCAUGAUGGCGGUAUGAGUACAACCAUAAACUACUCACUAAGACGUAGGAAAGAUGACAGUGCCUUAAGAAAAUCAUUUAGGAAUCCCCUUAAAUAAAUAUUGGUCUGUUGCAUAAAACUGGACCAAAUGCUAUACAAGCAGUUUUUUCAUGCUCAGUUUUCUGUUUCAUCAGAUUACUUUGUGUCUUUCUCACUUUGCUUUUGUGUGUCAAAAGCAGCCUCAUUAAAAAAUCUCAUUCUUGUA
Molecule: messenger RNA, 4244 nt
Organism: Platichthys flesus (European flounder)
Lineage: Eukaryota; Metazoa; Chordata; Actinopteri; Pleuronectiformes; Pleuronectidae
Gene: suox
Product: sulfite oxidase
Exons: 6
Coding region: 322-2046 (574 amino acids)
Cellular component (GO): mitochondrion
Molecular function (GO): oxidoreductase activity; heme binding; molybdenum ion binding
Source: RefSeq, a predicted model, not a curated record